GUCCCCCACUCGGCAAACGCCGCAACUAAUCUAUCCGCACUCCAUAGGGGUGGCUUCUUCAAGGUCAUCUUAAUUCCAUUCCUAUAUGUUCCCUCACGAUAAUGCGGAAGACGAGAUUGAGAGUAGAAUGUGAAUUUUGUGACCGGAAGUGUGGUUUGCAGUGCAUUUCACUGGUAUAAGCCGGUCACCGGUUUACAGCAUAGGUACAAGACCGCUGCCUUUAAGGCCACGAGCUCGUCACUAUGCAGAGCCGUCGAUGACCACGAUGCGCUUGGCAAGCUCAAAGGUGCCACAGCCUCGUGGUGUUCAUAUAUAUAAAGUCGUGCUAGAUGCUCUAAGAUCAGUAUACUCCAUUCGACACCUCGAUCUAUUCCGUUGUCAUUGCAAGUCACUAUGUCUGUCUUUGAUAAGUUGCACGAAUUGAAGGACGCGCUACACGGCGAUUCUGCCGAUCGUGACUCCGGAGGACACAAGGGACAAGAAGAAGCUCGUGCCGAGAGUCACGAGCAGACAAAGAAGGAAGAGAAGGAAGGGUGGUCGGAUAAGCUUCGAGAUGUCUUGGACGGCGGCGACGCUAAAAGGGAAGCUAAAAGGCAACGCGAGGAGGAAGAGGAACGUGUAAGGAUCGAGAAGGAGAAAGCGGAAGCCAAGGCCAAGGUCGAUGCAGAACGUGGAUGGACUGCAAAGAUUCAUGACGCUCUCGACGGAGGCAAACACAAGCAGGAACUCGAAGAGGCCGAGUUCAAACGACUUGAGACACAAGCCCAGGCCGAGAAGAAGAAGGAUCUGUCUGAUCACUUCGACCAUGCCCUUAACCGUGCAUCGGAAUUCAAAGACAAGGUUGUGCAGUUGACUCGCGAUCCCCGAGAGAAGGCGGACGAGCACGAGGAAGCCGAACAAGAACAUCUCACUGACAAGGUCAAGAGCUUAUGGGACAAGGCUCCAAAGGAAGAGAAGGCUGCUCAGAAUGAGCACAAACACAUCUGGGAGCAGGUCAAGGACGAGGAAGAUCCUGACACUGUAAAGCGCGCCAGUGGAGGUUGGCGUGAUCAGUUGAGUGCGUUGACUGGUGCUAAUCAGAAAGAGGAGAAGCAGAAAGUCGAACGCAGUUGGUUGAAGGAGAAGUUCAACGAGAUGGCUGGUGGAGGACAAGCGAGCGAAGCCGACGAAGAUAAGCUUGACAAGACGAUCGACUUUAUUCAAGCGCACAUCCUCCACGAAGGCGAUCAAUCGAAUGAGUCUGCUUUGGAACAGUUGAAAGACGAGCAGAUCAGCGACGCGAUUCGUGUGGCUUACAAUCAAGUGACGGGCCGCGAAUUUCCAGCCAAGGAUAAGUAAACAGCGAUAUGUUUCCCGAAAGGUAUGAACUCGGAUGAAUGUGCGAUACCCUAAUUGUACAGAUAAGAAUAGCUCAUUACACCCACGACAUCUUGCAUAUCAAAGUGACAAUUGACCUCGGGCAGCCUGACGAGGCCUCACCGUUAAUAUUACUCCACUUGUGGCGUUAAGCAAGUAUCCAGGGCACUGACGUCAAGCGUAGGCUUGGCGGUGUACGUGUUUCUCGUUCUCUGCACCUAUAUAAGAUGGACAUUGCAGCUUCAUACGGUCCAUCACGUCUCCAAUAAUGUCUUCACAAAGAGAUGACUCGAAUCAACACAAAUCUGGAGGGUGGUUGGGAGGUAUCGGUGAUAAG
Molecule: messenger RNA, 1693 nt
Organism: Somion occarium
Lineage: Eukaryota; Fungi; Basidiomycota; Agaricomycetes; Polyporales; Cerrenaceae
Source: the annotation of a GenBank genome assembly